Biomphalaria glabrata is the source of this 1488-nucleotide messenger RNA. RefSeq lists its product as uncharacterized. The record is from RefSeq and is a predicted model, not a curated record. Gene Ontology annotation, cellular component: nucleus. The transcript has 3 exons. Lineage: Eukaryota; Metazoa; Mollusca; Gastropoda; Planorbidae. The coding region runs from base 1 to 1488 and encodes 495 amino acids. Gene Ontology annotation, molecular function: catalytic activity. Gene Ontology annotation, biological process: chromatin remodeling.
AUGGCACCACUGGGCGAAAGGCCUUCUAGAUUAAGGUCACCGGCCAGGGCGGAAGAGUCCCAGGAUGGACUACAACGGCCACGUGUUCAGGACCAAGGCGAUCCACCUAAUUGGAGGCAUUCGGCUGUGGUCAGCAUGGAGAGGGAUUGGCGCCGCCAUGCAAGACUCUCUGAAAUGCGAUGGAAAAACAUAGGUGAAACAACAACAGAAGAUGGCCAUAAACUGUACUACAGUGGACUACCAGAUGUUCACGAACAAGGAGUAGGAUUUCUUGUACACAGGAACUACAACAACUGCGUUGUGAAUUGUUACCCUAUAUCCAGCCGACUCAUCUCCAUACGUUUAAAGGCAUCACCCUUCAAUAUCACCAUCAUUCAAGCCUACGCUCCUACAUCAACAUAUGACGAUGAGGCAGUAGAAGAGUUUUAUGAUCAAUUACAGGAAGUGGUCAAUAAGGUCCCGAAAAAGGACAUCCUUGUUGUACAAGGAGACUGGAAUGCCAAAGUAGGAAGUGACUCCUAUCAAACCUGGAAAGGCACUAGUGGAAAAUACAGUAACCUCUCAACCAAUGAACGAGGUCGAAGACUGUUAGAAUUUGCGAAAUACAACAAUCUCUUACUGGCUAACACACUAGGAUGCCACAAAAAAUCGCGUAUAACCACAUGGCACAGUCCGAACGGAGAGCACCACAACCAGAUCGACUAUAUCAUGGUGCAACAGCGUUUUAAGACAAGCAUCCAUACAGCUAAAACAAGAAGUUUUCCUGGAGCUGACAUUGGAAGCGACCAUGACCUUGUUAUGACGACCCUUAAAGUACACCUAAAAAAGGUAACAAAACAAGGACCUACCAGGAUAAAAUUUGACCUGGACAAGCUGAAAGACCCCCAAGUAGCUGCCAUAUUCGAGGCACAAGUAGGAGGACGCUUUGCAGCCCUCAACAUCUUGGACUCCAAUGACCAGGAUAUCGAUACGCAAGUCAAUAUGCUAAACACAGCAGUCACAGAUACAGCCCUGGAAAUAUUAGGGAAGCUCCGCCCGCCCAAUAAACCCUGGGUAACAGAGGAUAUACUCCAACUCUGUGACAAGCGACGGGAGCUUAAAGGGAAAAAGCUGUCCGACCCAAAAUAUGUCCAAGAAUACAAAAGCGUCAACAAACGGAUUAGAAAGGGAAUGAAAGAAGCGAAGAAAAAGUGGAUAGAGAAUAAGUGUCAAGAAAUUGAACAGGGACUUAAUAGAAACAACAGCAAAAAAGCGUACCAAUUAGUAAAGGACCUCACUACUUCAAAGCAUGGAAGAACCAACACAAUACAAGACAAAAACAACAAAUGCUUAACCGAGGACAAAGAUGUGUUGAAAAGAUGGACGGAAUACUGUUUAGAGUUGUAUAACUUUGAAAUAUCAGGAGAUCCAGAGAUACUAAAUGUCCCGACAGUUUCCAACAUUGACGACUAUCCGAUUCUUCGCUCGGAAGUAGCAGCAGCAUUGUAG